AUGAUAUCCUGUCGAGAAAGACUAUCGCAGCAGCCCUUCUCGUAUGGGCCGCGCAACUGUCUCGGCAAGAAUUUGGCGUAUCACAAAAUGCGCAUCAUCCUGUCCAAGAUUCUGGUCAAUUUCGACAUCGGGCUCCUGCCGGAGAGUGAGGGCUGGACCAACCAGGAGGUGUACACGCUUUGGCAGAAGCAUCCGCUCUUGUGCAAGUUGAAGCCCAUUAGGUAG
This is a messenger RNA of Mytilinidion resinicola, 225 nucleotides long. RefSeq lists its product as uncharacterized. The transcript has 2 exons. Gene Ontology annotation, molecular function: iron ion binding; monooxygenase activity; heme binding. Lineage: Eukaryota; Fungi; Ascomycota; Dothideomycetes; Mytilinidiales; Mytilinidiaceae. Bases 1 to 225 code for a protein of 74 amino acids. The record is from RefSeq and is a predicted model, not a curated record.